This is a messenger RNA of Candidula unifasciata, 348 nucleotides long. Lineage: Eukaryota; Metazoa; Mollusca; Gastropoda; Stylommatophora; Geomitridae. The record is from the annotation of a GenBank genome assembly.
AUGGACGGUGCAAAAGAAGCAGGCGUUAACGGCUCUGACGAAGAUACUGCUGAUGCUAGUGAAACUGAAGACAAGUCUAAAAAUAACAACAAAAACCAUGGAAAUUCCUGUUCUGGACAGCGCACAGAAAUUAAAGAACAGAUGUACCAGGAUAAACUAGCCCACAUCAAGAAACAAAUUGGCAUGUUACAAGAAGGUUCUCUUCCAGAAUUUCUCAAGAGAACAAAGAAGAUUGAGCUGCAUUACAGAGAGAGACUGAGACAGAAUGAGAUCAACAAGAUGGUUGAGGUUGAGAUAGUAGACAGAAAUUACCAGACAGACUGCAACAAUGCUCAGAAAGAAUUUGAG